AUGGCCGCCGUACAAGGUCCAUCUGCCGCUCGUCACCCCUCGCCUCUCAAGAGGCAAGCUCGCAUGUCCGCAAGGCCAUCGGGCUCGAGUUCGAGCCAUUCGGUCGACCCAUACUACGGUCACGAAGAGACCGCGAAACUUUGUGCUAGAUUCGUCACGCAUUUGUUUGCGUGUCCGGAUCUGCCUCCAUUAUCCACUGCCGUGCCCCCCGCACCCUCCCCUCCCCUGGCGAAUUUCAUCGCGUACGCCCUCCAUCGUACACGAUUGCACUCGUCGGUCACCUUCGCCGCCCUCUAUCUGCUACAACGCCUAAAAGCCCGGUUCCCUGCCGCGCGGGGGUCCUCAGGCCAUCGUCUAUUUAUAUCGGCGUUCAUGAUCGCGUCGAAGGUGAUCUGCGACGACACUUACUCCAACAAGUCCUGGUCGAUCGUCGGCCAGGGUAUGUUCGCCCUAAGAGAAAUCAACCAGAUGGAGCGGGAAAUGUGCUCGUAUUUGGAGUGGCAGCUCAAUAUCGAGCCCAACGCGCUGAAAGAGUUUGAGGCGAAGGUUCGACGUGACUUCAAGGGCCUCGGGCCCUACCCGACGUAUGUCCUCCCUUCCCCCGCUCCCUCACCCAUGCCCUCGACGACGCCAUACGCCGCUCAAACGGGUCCUGCGCCCACUCCCUCCUUCGCUGCACGUUCGCAGCAGCCGCCAUCGACUUCGCCACCGAAGCCGAUACCCCCACCUGUGCCUGUGCACGCGGGUGCCCCGCCGCAUUCGGCGUCGUCCUCGCCCUACACCCCUGGCACCCCUGAUACUCCGGAAUCGUCGAUGUCGACGUCCACGUCGCCUGCGUCAAGUGCGCCACCCUCGACGCCGCUUGGGUAUGAGGAUCACUCAGUACGGGUCGUAUCGAGCGGGACGAUCGGGACACCUAUCAACAUCGACUCGCAGUCGCCCACAGCUGCGUCGCACAUGCCCGGGGUCUCGAGUACGUCGGCGACGUAUGCCUCGCGUAACGUCCCUGCCGUUCUCAAGAAGGCCAAGUGUGGGGACAUCUUCGCCCGUGCCGCCCCCUGUGUUUGGUAG
Dichomitus squalens LYAD-421 SS1 is the source of this 1071-nucleotide messenger RNA. Its product is annotated as cyclin-like protein. Bases 1 to 1071 code for a protein of 356 amino acids. Gene Ontology annotation, cellular component: nucleus; cyclin-dependent protein kinase holoenzyme complex. Gene Ontology annotation, molecular function: protein kinase binding; cyclin-dependent protein serine/threonine kinase regulator activity. Gene Ontology annotation, biological process: regulation of cyclin-dependent protein serine/threonine kinase activity. NCBI's taxonomy places the organism in Eukaryota, Fungi, Basidiomycota, Agaricomycetes, Polyporales, Polyporaceae. The record is from RefSeq and is a predicted model, not a curated record. The transcript is spliced from 2 exons.